AAACAAUACAGCACUGUAUUACAACACACAAUACAAAUCAACACCACAUCAACAAGAACGGGCAUUGAUAAACCAACCACUCCACGUAACUUUUUCGUUUAAACAAACAAAUUUGACAACAUAAUGGCAGACAAGUGGAUGCAUAAACUCACUGAGGUUGCUGGAGAGUACCAAAAUGACAAGGGGAACGCCAUCCAAAUGGCAAUGAAGCUGGCGGAAGAAAUGACCGACGAUCUAGAGACCGACGAGCAAAAGAAAGCGAGCAAGAAGGCGAUGCUUAAACAAGCGGAAGCGUUGACAGGACAGGUUUUUGGAACCCAGUCUAAGCCUGAGGAGCAGCAAACCGCGGAAGAUGAUGAUGCCGACUAUGUCCCACCCAAAGCUUCCAAAUUCAACAGUGGUUCAUCUUCGACCAAAAAGCCCGCUGGGAAACCCUCCUACCUGAUCUCGAAGAAGGAGGACGAAAAACAAACCACCGAAUCAUCAGAAGGAGGCAGCAGUAACGACGAAGACAAACAGAAUAAUAAUGAGGAGGAUGAGGAGGAGUAUACACCGCCAAAGGCUUCGAAAUUCCAGUCCUCCAGCAAAAAGAACUCCGGAAAACCGACGUAUCUGAUUUCCAAAAAGAAAGAAGAUUCCGAGUCACCAGAAGGAAGUAACGAUAGGGAUGAAACGGCUGCUGAUCAGAUCGAAGAAGAAGCUUCGUCAGUCGAGGAUGACAAGGCGGAGGAAGAGGAGUAUACGCCACCAAAGGCUACGAAGUUCCAGUCCUCCAGCAAAAACAAUUCCGGAAAACCGACAUAUCUGAUCGCGAAGAAGAAAGAGGAUCCCGAACCAUUGGAAGGAAGCAAUAAUGGGGAAGAAACGGCUGCUGAUCGGAUCGACGAUACGGCUCUUCCAGUCGAGGAUGACAAGGCGGAGGAAGAAGAGUAUGAGCCACCAAAGGCUACGAAGUUCCAGUCCUCCAGCAAAAAGAAUUCCGGAAAACCGUCGUAUCUGAUUGCAAAGAAGAACGAAGACCCCACAACGUCUGUUGAAUCCGCCGUUGCAGCGGGAGCUGUGGUCACUGCAGCCGCUACUUCAGUAGCUGCUACGUCUGCACUUGAAACCAACGAUGCUUCCGCUGCCGAAACCGAGCGGCUCGAGGCCGUGGCCCGCAAAAAAGCCGCUCUCCAGGCGAAGCUCCAGGCUGAAGAGGCGGAGAUUGAGCGGUUGGAACGAGAAGCCGCGGAACGAGCAGCAGCCCGGGAGAGAUUGAAGGCCGAGGCUGAAGCUUCUGAGCGUCGCCGGAACAACAAAAAAGCCACGGCCGCGGCUAUUGGGGCUGUAGGAGUAGCGGCGGCGGCGGCAGGGACGGCGGCGUUUGUUGCAUCUAAGAAGAGCGAUGACGAGGAGAGCGACAACGACGAUGACGAGGAGGCACUUGCCGCAAAGCAACGACGCCGACAAGAAGAAAAAGCAAAAGCUCGAAGACAACAAAAAGAAAAACAACACCCAAAGCCUUCGGCACCACCGGCACCCGCAGAUCAAACAAUGACGACAUAUGAAGUCACUGUUCCCCAAGGUGUCUCAGAGGGUACAGAUUUUAAGGUCCAGGUAGAAGGCCAGCAAUUUGAGGUCACCUGCCCUAUCGGUGCCUCCGCCGGACAAACGAUUCGAAUCUCCCUCCCCACAACAGAUAAUUUUUCUUCCUCUACGGCGUCUCAUAAUAGCCACAACAGUGGCAAAGUACCCACCAAUGCUUCCAUAGAGGAAUCUACGUCGACAACGAUGCACUUUGUGACCGUCCCGGCUGGAAUUUUUGGAGGAAUGCCUUUUCAGGUUGACGUCGACGGAGAGCGAUUUAAUGUUAACUGUCCCCAAAACUCAGGACCAGGAGAUCGUAUCAAGAUUGCCCUACCAACGAAAAGUGGAGGGGGAACGGGAUUGUCGUCGAGCCACAAAACGCACGACCCAGAGUCUUUUACGAGUUCCCACACAAGCCAUAGCAGUACCAAAGCACCAGAAACGAAAAUGCAUCAUGUUACUGUUCCCGCGGGAAUCUAUCCAGGCAUGCCAUUUAAGGUUGACGUCCACGGAAAGCGUUUUACCGUGACCUGUCCCCAAAAUGCCGGACCGGGGCAACGCAUCAAGAUCGCCAUUCCAACAACGACAGGAGGAGCAGGGGCUGGUGGGCGGGGUCGGUCAAAGUCUCCUCAGCCGCCGACUGGAACUUCCCUGCAUCACGUGACCGUUCCCGCGGGAGUCUACCCAGGCAUGCCAUUUAAGGUUGACGUCCACGGAAAGCGUUUUACCGUGACCUGUCCCCAAAACGCCGGGCCGGGUCAGCGCAUCCAGGUUCGGCUGCCCAUUUCCGCACCAAGGGCUAAGACUCCACCGCGCCACACAACACCGCCGAGGCAUACAAUCACACCGCCGCGUACGCCGCCUCAGACGCCACCGCGUCACGGUGGAACGAAGACCGAACUCUUUGACGUGACCGUCCCUCCUGGUGUUCGGCCCGGAGGAAGGUUCAAGAUCCGGGCGCAUGGCCAAGAAUUUAUAGUCACCUGUCCCCCGAACGCCUCGCCGGGGCGCACCAUUCGGGUGCCCGUCAAGGUUCAAGUCGAAAGUCCAAUGGUACAGGUUUUCAAGCAACAGGGUGAAUCCUACUGCUAAGAAAAUGUGCACGCGGUCGUAAGAGUGUGUGAGUCAAAACGAGAGCUUUGAGAACCGACUGACCUGGCAUGCAAGAUCGUGGUCAAGGCCUCUGCAACCCCAAAAGCAGUCCAUGGUUUGAAGAAACAAUCUGCCUGUCAUACUUAAGAUCAAAUCCAUGCUCUCGUCCAGACUUUUAAUGUUAUUGAAUUGCUAUUUGCUUCGUGUUUAAAUCACUUUUCUUCUAACUUUGAAAAUUCCCCCAUAUUCUAGUAAUA
Messenger RNA from Pseudo-nitzschia multistriata, 2915 nucleotides. The record is from the annotation of a GenBank genome assembly. Lineage: Eukaryota; Bacillariophyta; Bacillariophyceae; Bacillariales; Bacillariaceae.